AUGGCGACCAGGGAUGGUCAGCCGUCUUUGGCAUAUCGCACAGUCCUCUGCAGAUAUUUCCAGAGUGGUUAUUGUCCUGCUGGAGAGAAGUGCACAUUUAUUCAUUCAUCUGAAGAUUCAUUAACACCUGCUACACAACAAUGCAAAAAUUUUCUUAUGCAGCAGCAGCGAGCGCAGCAGCAGCAGCAGCAGCAUAUGCAGCAGCAGCACAUGCAGCAGCAGCAUCUAACCUAUGGUAGCCGCCCUAGCUCAGCAACAGGGGUUAACAUCGAAUAUAAGAUGGGGCAUGCGGUGGCUGCAGCGCACAGUCCUCAUCAUCGUCAGCAGCAGCUGCAGCAGCAGCAACUGCAGCAGCAGCAACUGCAGCAGCAGCAGCAUGCAAGUUAUGGUCUAGUAAAUCCUUAUGGAGACAUAGAUGGGAUAAAUGUAGGAAAGGAGAUCAAUGUCCUUAUAUACAUGGUAGUGAUGAUCCCCUUCAUGUUGGAGGUCCAGCAGCACGGCUGCAGGCAGCAGCAUUUGCUUCGAUGGCUGCAGCACAGAAUCAAGGAGCAGCAGGAUACUAUAACAGCAGCACAUUGA
Molecule: messenger RNA, 579 nt
Organism: Eimeria maxima
Lineage: Eukaryota; Apicomplexa; Conoidasida; Eucoccidiorida; Eimeriidae
Product: zinc finger (CCCH type) protein, putative
Exons: 7
Coding region: 1-579 (192 amino acids)
Biological process (GO): protein polyubiquitination
Molecular function (GO): metal ion binding; ubiquitin protein ligase activity
Source: RefSeq, a predicted model, not a curated record